UUUAAAAAAAUCUGGAUUUCUUUUGCUUUCACCGAUGGAAAAGUAGUGAUCAGGUUUGAAGUUUGAACACUAUAAAUAUGCUCCAAUACACCUCUAAAUUUACACUACUUCAUCUCCAUGCAUAUUGAGUAGUGUUAGGAUCACUUCUUCAAUUCAAUUCACUGGUCUCCGCCCAACAAUUUUCCUAGCACCUGUCACCUAACACAACUUUAUUUUCUUAUAUUUGGUCCGUUAUAAUAAUGCCAUUUUCCAGUGGUGACGAAGAUGGCGAGGCGUUUGCGGAGGUUGAUCCGUCGGGGCGGUUUGGGCGGUACGAGGAGCUCCUGGGGCACGGGUCGGUGAAGAACGUGCACAGAGCGUUCGAUUUGGAGGAAGGGCGAGACGUGGCGUGGAACCAGAUUAAGCUGAGAAAGUUCAUGGACAAUCCGUGCAUCAUUAGCAAGAUCCACUCCGAGAUUGAGCUGCUAGAAAGCUUGAAGAACGAGAACAUCAUCGUCAUGUAUCAUUUCUGGAAGGACGAGGAGCACAACAUCCUGAAUUUCAUAACCGAGGCGUGCGCCUCCGGCAACCUCAGGGAUUACCGGAACAAGCACCGCCAUGUCUCCGUCAAGGCGAUCAAGAAGUGGUCCAGACAGAUACUUCAAGGCUUGGAGUAUCUCCACACCCAUGAUCCCUGCGUCAUCCACAGAGACCUCAACUGCAGCAACAUUUUCAUCAAUGGCAACAUUGGAAAGGUAAAGAUUGGGGAUUUAGGCAUGGCGGCCAUUGUUGCAAAGAACCAUGCGGCGCAUACACUGCUAGGGACUCCAGAGUACAUGGCACCAGAGCUUUAUGAAGAGAACUAUACAGAACUUGUGGAUAUUUACUCCUUUGGGAUGUGCUUACUGGAAAUGGCGACCUUGGAGAUACCCUACAGCGAGUGUGACAGUAUAGCGAAAAUAUACAAGAAGGUGACCGCCGGCGUGAAGCCUCGAGCUCUGAACAAGGUGAAGGACCCAGAAUUGAAAGACUUCAUUGAGAAGUGUAUUGGGCAACCAAGAGCCAGGCCAUCUGCAUCAGACUUGCUCAAGGACCCAUUCUUUCAAGAUAUUGUUACGUGUGAUUGAUACGAUUCCUUAUCGAGUUUUUAAGAAACUGUUGAGCUUUGGUUACUUAAAAUAAAAUGGUUAUUUGACUUAUUGGAUUGAUUGUUUAGAAAGGAUUCGUUUUUAAGUUUGUUUGAUUACCCCUAUAAGGGACCUUAUUAUAUAGUUGUAUAUUUGAUAGCCCUUAGCUUAUCUAAUGUUAGUAAGGCCUAAUGGAAGGUAUCCUUUUCAAACUAUACUUGUAAUUCUCACAUGGCAUGAAUAAAAGAUGGUAAUGGAAAAUGUUAAGAUAUAGCAUUGUCAACGACUAUUCGACUUUAUUUUAGAAUAUAA
Ipomoea nil (Japanese morning glory) is the source of this 1418-nucleotide messenger RNA. RefSeq names its product probable serine/threonine-protein kinase WNK11. The coding region runs from base 240 to 1106 and encodes 288 amino acids. Gene Ontology annotation, cellular component: cytoplasm. Gene Ontology annotation, molecular function: protein serine/threonine kinase activity; ATP binding. Lineage: Eukaryota; Viridiplantae; Streptophyta; Magnoliopsida; Solanales; Convolvulaceae. The record is from RefSeq and is a predicted model, not a curated record. Gene Ontology annotation, biological process: protein phosphorylation; intracellular signal transduction. The transcript has 2 exons.